Tilletiaria anomala UBC 951 is the source of this 1320-nucleotide messenger RNA. RefSeq names its product ALDH-like protein. Gene Ontology annotation, molecular function: oxidoreductase activity, acting on the aldehyde or oxo group of donors, NAD or NADP as acceptor. Bases 310 to 1197 code for a protein of 295 amino acids. The transcript is spliced from 3 exons. Lineage: Eukaryota; Fungi; Basidiomycota; Exobasidiomycetes; Georgefischeriales; Tilletiariaceae. The record is from RefSeq and is a predicted model, not a curated record.
GACAUGGCCAGCCUCGCACUCACGCACCUCGAAGAAGGCUCUGCCGGCUUGGCCCCCACCUUCACCAGCGAGAUCAUCCCUCACAUGGUCCAUUCGGGCCCACUAUGCGAAGCAUUUUUACGUGCGAGCCCGCCUUUAUCGAUUUAUGUUUCACUUCCUGGAAUGCGCCGUGAUGGUGUUCUACAAGGAGGCCACUUUGCUCCCUUCAUGCGCCUUCUCGCUGAUGACCGCACGACGGUCAUCCGUUUCCUUUUGCACGUGCAGAUUCACUCUUGGCCUUCGUCCGGCACUCUAUAACUUUGCUGCAACAUGCUGCGGGUCAUGAAGACAUCAGAGUACAGCCAAAGGACACCCAGCUUGGUCGCUGAUCUACUCUAUGAGGCUGGUUGCCGGCCGGCGUGCCCAAUGUCCUUCACAUUGACCGCAAAGACGCUGCAGAGGUGUUUAAGCGACUCAUUUACCACACGGAUGUCAACUUUUUCAACUUUGCAGGCUCGAAGCGCGUCGCAAAAAUUCUUGCUGCCACUUGCGGCAAGGACCCAGGCCUCCGAUCAUGGCGCUAGGAGGCCAAGAGCCCCCCCCCCCCCGUGGGCCUCUACUCUAGCUCCGACGACCAUACUCAAAGACAUGAACUUGGACGUGGUGGCAAACCAUCUACUCAUGGCCGUCUACCUGCACACAGGCUAUAUCUGCAGAUUGAUCACCAAUAUUGUCGCACACAAGUUGAUUGCGUCUGAGUUGACGGCCAAAGUCAAAGCUCAAUUCAGGCAAGACAAGAGUGUUGCUGAUCGCUCUCAGUCCAGCAGAAUCUGUUCGUUCUUUGCACCUAUUUCGGGAGAGCGCGUACAGGGCCUUUACGACGAUACUACUGCCAAUGAAGUUGAAGUGGCCGUGGGCACGCCGGGCUUUGACGGCGCGCUUGUGCAGUCGUUUCGCCUCACAUGUGUCAAGGCGGAUGUGGACAUCAUGAACAACAAGACGUUCGGCCCCUUGCACAGCUUAGUUGAGUUUGACGAUCCGCAGGAGGUCGUUAAGCUUGUCAACUCAAACCCGCAGGCCGCGUUGAGCGCCAGUGUCCACGGGCAGAACAAGUCAGACUGCCGACUCGUCGCUCGGGAGAUGAGUAGUGGCGCUGUGCACGGGAGUCCCGCAAACAAUUGCCUUCCUCUACUACUACUGUCAUCCCCCUUUUACUGAUCCCGGGAAUUUGAAUACCCCCGAUUCGAUGUAACAUAGACCAUGGACCCUUUGUUGCACGACCACAACUGGGCCGCAAGGUGGCUAAAAGCCUUAUGGCUAUAGCCCAUUUGAUGGUCAAGA